This is a messenger RNA of Mycosarcoma maydis (corn smut), 684 nucleotides long. RefSeq lists its product as uncharacterized. The transcript has a single exon. The coding region runs from base 1 to 684 and encodes 227 amino acids. NCBI's taxonomy places the organism in Eukaryota, Fungi, Basidiomycota, Ustilaginomycetes, Ustilaginales. The record is from RefSeq and is a predicted model, not a curated record.
AUGCAUGUACGAUUAUUGCUAGCCAGCGUCGCCUUUGGCCUUUUCAUCGCUUCUUGUGCGUAUGGUGCAGCGACAAGUGCAACUCCCAAAGUGGAACCGUACGACACUUCCUCUCCCAUGCGUCCUACCUCGACAGAUUCCAAAGCAUCCACGUCUCCUGGUACGUACGAUGCUGCUUCAGAACCUCUGACGCACAAGCCUCAACGUGAUGGCCGACACGAGAUCCGCUUCACUCUACUUGGUUGUCCUGCGCCUGUUCGUCCCAAGAUCUCCGGCACCUCAGGCAGCAAGGGUCAUUUCACGCCGUCUCCGCCGGGCACCAUGGUCGUGCCUGCCGACUUUAUUGGUUCGGUCUACCUCGCCGGCGAAGGCUGUGGCAAGUAUGGCGACAAGUGUCAGUCUGUCGAUCUAACUUUCCAGCCCAACCCAAGCAAAACGGUGCGAAGCUACAUCAACUUGGACGCCAUGUACGGUAAAAAGUUCCUGUAUCCAGUCAAGGCUAGAUUCGACGAUAAUAGCGACACGAGUGAUGCAGCUACCAUCGACUGCGCCAGCUACGACUGCAUCGACGGAAGCAGAGACCCCGACGAUUUCAUUUCGAACCGCAUCUACUCGAGCACGAAAGGUGUUGGUGUAGAUAUUGUUUACGAUUGCAGGGCCAACACCACCUCCACCACCAACUAA